Colletotrichum gloeosporioides is the source of this 2118-nucleotide messenger RNA. RefSeq lists its product as uncharacterized. Gene Ontology annotation, biological process: proteolysis. The coding region runs from base 1 to 2118 and encodes 705 amino acids. NCBI's taxonomy places the organism in Eukaryota, Fungi, Ascomycota, Sordariomycetes, Glomerellales, Glomerellaceae. The record is from RefSeq and is a predicted model, not a curated record. Gene Ontology annotation, molecular function: protein binding; aspartic-type endopeptidase activity. Gene Ontology annotation, cellular component: cytoplasm; nucleus. The transcript has 5 exons.
AUGAUUGAUGCUACUGACGAAAGUCCGCGCGACGAACACCUCGAGGCUGUUCUCGAAACGCUGCUUCUCCUACGCCACAAGCCAGGGCUACACCUCCUCGUGACAAGUCGAGAUGAGACCGAUAUUCGAGAAACGCUAAACCCUUCCUUGAAACAACAUGUCACGAUGAAAAACCUUUCGGUGGACGAGGAUAUCGCUUGUUAUGUAUCAGAACAUCUUCGCAAGACUGCCCGCUCGUUGAAGUGGUCCACGAAAUUUGCCCGUAUCGAGACCGCACUGACGAAGCGCGCAAAGGGGGUAUUCAGAUGGGUUGAGUGCCAGUUCAAAGCACUUGCCAGUUGUUCCGUGAGCCCUCACAACUUGAGCAAACUGCUCGAGUCUCUGCCCAAGACAUUGGACGAAACAUACGAGCGAAUGCUCCUUGGCAUCCCGGAGCAUGCUCAAGAGUGCUCUCAGCGGAUAUUGACGGCUCUCUGCUGUGCCAAACGGUCCUCAACAGUGCCCGAAGUCAUCGAGUGCGCGGCGGUUGAACUGGAGCCUGAGCCGGCGUUGAAUCCAGACCGUCGGCUUGAAAAGGCAAAAGCCAUCGAGGAAGCCUGCCCUGGUUUGGUGGAGAUCUACACGGCACCGUUCAAGAUGUUGGAUUCGCGAACCUAUGAGUAUCUCGAGUCCGAACGGAUAUUGCACCAGAAGCCCGUGUCGCAAUUUCACACCGGAGGCCACGGCGGCCAAGUCGAGAUGCUGAACAUCUGCCUGGCCGUUUUGAAUGCUGAGUAUAAAAGGCUCUUGGAUUUUACUAGCCUCUUACAUGACGCCGAUGGACCGCUGGUUGAAUACGCACAGUCACACUGGUACCUGCACUUUACAGAAGGCAAAGAAACGCCGGCGUUGAUAGAUCGAGUACUACGACUUUGCCAAGACUCGUCGUCUCUUCGCGUCUUGACAUUCGAAUGCCUUCGCUUCGAUCGCGGUUUCAAUCAAUGUUAUUUGGAAGAAGACAAUCUUGAAGCACUAGAGUUUGAUAUGGAUAACUUCGGACGCCUGGAGCUUGCAGGAGGCACCCUAAUCGAGGACAAGACCUGUGUCUACUUAAUGACUAUGCUUGGGUUUCACUCAACUGUUUCAGGCAUGACCCCAUUGCAGCAGGCAUCCUCAGAUGGGCAUGAGGAAAUAGUACGACUUCUGCUGGAAGAUGGCGCUGGGAUCAACUUAUCUGGGAAGCACGGCAACGCGUUAUCAGCAGCGGCCAAGAAUCGUCAUAUGGGCACCGUCCAGCUCCUUGUGGACCACAACGCCGAUGUCAAUGCAGGAGGAGAGAGAUUUGCCUCGGCUCUGUCUGCGGCGGCCUGGGGUGGGAAUAUGGACAUAGUCCAGCAUCUCCUCGAUCAUGAUGCUGAUGUUAACGCCACUGGUAAAAGCCUGGCUUCACCACUAGUCAGUGCAGUGACAAAGGGUCACGCGGAGGUCGUUCAACUUUUGCUAGACUCCGGCGCUGAUGUGACGGCACUGAACUCGGCUGGCUGUGCACUAAUGGCGGCUGCGCAGCAUAGUCGCAUAUUGAUUGCACAGCUUCUCCUCGAACAAGGAGCCAACGUGCAGUGUCGACAUCGCGGUCUGGAGGACACAUUUCAUCUGAUCCCAUUGGUCAUUGCGAGUGGCAAAGGAGAUUUGGAGGCCAUGAAGCUUUUGCUCGAACACGGUGCUGACCUCAAUGCCAUAAGGUAUCACCAACAUUCAACCCGUCAAUCCAUAUUCAUAAGCACUCCACUAUUAUCUGCACUCGAACGCGGAAAUGUAGAAGCUGCGCGACUUCUCCUCGAGCACGCCAACCUAAAAGCGCAAGGUCGUCCCUGGACGAGGACUGAUUCUCGGCCUCUCCUGCACCUAGGCGAUCAGAUGCAAACACAACGAUACCGAAAUGGUAGAGCUUCUCCUAGACUACGGCGCGAAUCCUCGCGGAAAGGAUGCGGCGCAGCGUCUGGCUCGUUACCUCCGCAAGACGAAACUAGCCCAUUGAUUCAAGAACAUAUGACGAAGUUUUCGGAGGAAGGGUGCUUAGCAAAGUCUGCCAAGAAGAACAGUAGCAAGGAAGGGAGCAUUGAUAAGACCUGCGAGUAG